Molecule: messenger RNA, 2427 nt
Organism: Magnusiomyces paraingens
Lineage: Eukaryota; Fungi; Ascomycota; Dipodascomycetes; Dipodascales; Dipodascaceae
Exons: 2
Coding region: 1-2427 (808 amino acids)
Biological process (GO): apoptotic process; proteolysis
Cellular component (GO): trans-Golgi network
Molecular function (GO): serine-type carboxypeptidase activity
Source: RefSeq, a predicted model, not a curated record
AUGCGGACUAUCUCGUUUUUGCCCGCAUGGAGACUCUCUGCAGUCACUGCACUUGCGGUUCUGGCGGCGCUGGCUGGCACUGUGCCCGGAGUCCAAGCCAUCCCAGACUCAGCCGAGAGCUUCUUUAACUUUGUGGCCGAGCGACGAGACAGUGCGCCGGAGCCUAUUAAGACCAACAACAACAUUAAAACUAAUGCUCAGCCAUAUGUCAAACAACCGGCAUCAUCAUACUACGUACAAGACUUACCAGGACUAGAGAAUAUUCCAGCUGCGAAAAUCCCCACGAUGCAUGCGGGUCAUAUUCCCAUCCGACCAGAAAAUGACAGCAACUUGUUUUUCUGGAGCUUUGAGGCCGAGUUUUCCGUGACAGAACGCAGAAAAACCGUUCUCUGGCUUAAUGGUGGUCCUGGAUGCUCGUCUAUGGACGGCGCUUUAAUGGAAAUUGGGCCUUUCCGUCUGCCCAACUCUUCUGACAAGCUCGAGCUGAACCCUGGGUCGUGGCACCAACAUGCCAAUCUUUUGUUUGUGGACCAGCCGGUCGGCACUGGCCUGUCGACGGCUGCUACUGGGUCUUAUUUACAUGAGCUUCCUGAAAUGGCUCGCGACAUGAUGACUUUUUUGGAGCGAUACUUUGAAAUUUUCCCUGAGCGUCAAAAUGACGAGUAUUAUCUUGCUGGAGAGUCUUUUGCUGGACAAUACUUGCCGUAUCUUGCUCGAGCCAUUUUGGAUAAGAAUCUCAACAAGACGAGUCCAGUAAUGGAGAUUCUUAAGCCAGCGUCUGACGUGGCUAAGCCCAAGGCAGCCAAGCCUGUCUCCUCCCAAAGUACAGCCGAAACUUCCCCAACUGUCUCUGCUGAUUCCAUUGCUUCUGCUGAUUCCACUGCUUCUGCUGAUGCCACUGCUUCUUCCGGACCCAAGGAAAAACGUAGCACGGGUCCUUGGGUUGACCUCAAGGCGGUUGUCAUUGGAAAUGGGUGGAUCGAUCCUCCAUCGCAGUACCUGACAUAUCUUCCAUUUGCUUACCAGUCUGGGCUGAUUAAGCAUGGGUCGGACAUUGCUGCCACGAUUGAGAGCAAGACCAAGCGAUGCUCGGAGUACUUUGAGACACAUGACAAUGACCGGGCAGGGCUGGCCAUCCCUGUGUGUGACGAAGUUUUGGAUGGUAUUUUACGUGAACUGUUUUUGGCAUCAGGACUUAAGAAAUCAGACCCUAAUGCGUGCGUUAACGUGUACGACAUUCGUCUGCGUGACACGUUUUCGUCAUGCGGAAUGAAUUGGCCUCCAGAUCUUGCCAAUGUUUCGCCAUACUUGCGUCGCAAGGACGUGCUGACUGCUCUUCAUGUCCCUGAUAGCCACGGCUGGAGGGAGUGUUCUGGGGCAGUUGGGUCAGCUUUCAAGGCGAAGCACUCGAAUCCAUCUAUUAAGAUUAUUCCGACACUUAUUGAAGACGAUAUUGAGGUGGUGAUGUUUAACGGAGACCAGGAUUUAAUUUGCAAUCACGUUGGUAAUGAAAAGUUGAUUCAAUCUUUGAAAUGGGGGCAGCAGGUGUUUGGACGACAGGGUGAAAUGCUUGCCCAGGUUUCUGAGGAGUCAUCUGGGUUCCGCUCGGAUGAACCUUUUGAGGAUUGGUUUGUGAAUGGAACAGCAGCUGGUACGAUUCAAACAGGCCGGAACUUGACUUAUAUUAAGAUUUUCAAUGCGUCACAUAUGGUUCCUGUGGAUGUGCCUGAGGUUGCACAAGCAAUGAUUAACCAGCUUAUUGGAGUUCCUGGGUAUUCACGGGCGGAGCAGCAACCCAAGCCGACUUCCAAUAUUGCCACGACUGAGGAGCCGAGUGAUGACACCAAGGGGGAUUUCGACGAUGAUAAUGAUGGUGGGAGCAACCCAGCUGUUCCUGAAGACGAGGCAGGGGAAUCUGGAGAGUCUGGAGAGCAGGAGGAUGCCACAUGGACACCGUAUUACAAGGCUGGAGCGUUUGCACUUGUUGUUGUUGCACUUGUUGCUGCAAUGCUUGGUAUGGUUGUGUGGCGGAACCGGAGGCUUACUCAGGACGCUUUGGCCAUCAAUGGGACACCACUGCGGCGCGGGGUGCACUAUGAGGAUGAGCUGGAGGAUUAUGAGGCACAGCAACGGGUGCCUAUUCGAGAAGAGGGCUUUUUCAGAAGCAUUUUGUCAGGGAUUUCGCGGUGGCACGUGCCAUCACGAGGUGGAAGAAGCCUGCGACUCAAUCAUAAGACGAAUGAUCCUGUUGCUGGCAAGUACCGGAACCUGGGGGCCAAUGCGCCAGCUGGGGCCAGCUCUAUUGGGUUGGGAGAGUUUCACGACUCUGAUGAUGAGAAUGGGGUUCCUUUGGAGGCGAUUCAUAAGCGGGAUUCUGUGGACUCAAUUUUAGAUGAGCUUUCAGAGGAGUCUCAUAUAAACAAAUGA